AUGGAAACCUCUGAGUGUCUGAUGGCACAGGCUAAUCCACAACAACUCAUUUCACCCGAGAGGCUUCCAAACCACCAAGUAGGCUUCUCUGCCACUAAGACUCAAGCAACUGUGUUAGAUCCUGAGGAUAAUCCUACUAAUCACAACAUGUCCAAUCCUGAUGAGAUGAAAAAAAUCGAUAAUGAGAUCCCUAAGAACUUAAAAAAUUGGUGCAGAGCUACAUUCAAAGGAACGAGAGGACAAAGCUCUUAUAAUGAAAUGGAUGCAAGUGAACUAGUCAUGGUUCCUGACUUGGUGCUCCCGCCCAAAUUCAAAAUGCCCGAUUUUGAAAAAUAUUUAUCUAACACCACCACAACUCCUAAUGAAAAUAAAGAGAAAUCAUCAUCAUCAUCAAAAACCGAUUCUGAAGGGACACAAAACACUGGAGUUUCGCUACAGAGUUGUGGCAGUGGUGCUGGAAAACCUAUUCGUGGAACGGUAUUUCAUUUUUCAUUUUGGCUUCUACUUGUAGUAUUUCUACAUUCCUGCAUAUUUUGGUUGAAGACUCUACGUUUUGCUGCUGCAGAAAUAAGUAAUGCUUCAAAGGCAGUUAAAGAAGGGCCAACUGCUGGAAAAGCAGCCAUCGGGGGGCCAUUCAGUCUUAUAAAUGAUGAAGGCAAACGUGUUACUGAGAAGGACUUUAUGGGGAAGUGGAGUUUGAUAUAUUUUGGCUUCACUCACUGCCCAGAUAUCUGUCCAGAUGAGCUGCAAAAGCUAACUGCUGCUAUUGACAAAAUAAAGGAAAAGGCUGGAAUAGAAAUUUUGCCUGUAUUUAUCUCUGUUGAUCCUAAAAGAGAUACCGUUGAGCAAGUACAUGAAUACGUGAAUGAGUUUCACCCAAAAUUAGUAGGGUUAACUGGUAGCACUGAUGAGAUAAAGAAAGUUGCUCGUGCAUAUCGAGUUUAUUAUAUGAAGACAGCUGAGGUUGAUCAUUCUAUAGUCAUGUACUUGAUGGAUCCUAAUAUGGAAUUUGUAAAGUUUUUGGGGAAGAAUAACGAUGUUGAUUCACUGACCAACGGUGUGAUCAAAGAGAAAAACAAAAAACAUAGAG
Hibiscus syriacus is the source of this 1090-nucleotide messenger RNA. Its product is annotated as protein SCO1 homolog 1, mitochondrial-like. Gene Ontology annotation, biological process: mitochondrial respiratory chain complex IV assembly. NCBI's taxonomy places the organism in Eukaryota, Viridiplantae, Streptophyta, Magnoliopsida, Malvales, Malvaceae. The transcript has 6 exons. The annotation marks the transcript as partial. The record is from RefSeq and is a predicted model, not a curated record.